AGGCUUGGGCUUAAGUUUCCCAAUGGCUUUGAGCCCUUCUCUCCUGGUGUUAAUUGUUGCCUUAGUCUUCCCUUUCGCUGAGGCUUUAAAUCGCAGCAGCUUCCCCCCUGGUUUUAUCUUUGGAGUUGCAUCCUCAGCUUAUCAGUAUGAAGGGGCAGCAAAAGAAGGUGGGAGAGGCUUGAGCAAUUGGGAUGUCUUUACUCACACACAGCCAGGAAAGAUUUUCGACGGCAGCAAUGGGGACGUUGCAAUUGACCAAUAUCACCUUUACAAGGAUGAUGUUAAACUCAUGAAAUAUCUUGGGCUCGAUGCAUAUCGACUGUCAAUUGCUUGGCCUAGAAUUCUACCUAAGGGUACCUUGGAAGGAGGUGUGAACAGAGCAGGGAUCGACCAUUACAACAGCCUCAUCAAUGAACUCCUUGCCAAUGGUAUUCAACCGUUUGUGACACUUUUUCAUUGGGAUCUUCCCCAAGCUCUAGAGGACGCCUAUGGAGGAUUCCUCAGUCCCAAUAUAGUGAAAGACUACACAGACUACGUUGACGUUUGCUUUAGAGAAUUUGGAGACAGAGUGAAACAUUGGAUUACUUUGAAUGAACCAUAUUCUUAUGCAUUUGGAGGUUAUGUGGCCGGGAUUUUCGCACCCGGGCGUUGCUCGAAACCGGACGGAAACUGUACUGCAGGAAAUUCUGGUACCGAAGGUUAUGUUGUUGCCCAUCACCUUCUCCUCUCGCACGCAUCUGCAGUGAAGUUGUACAGGGAAAAAUAUAAAGCUUACCAGAAGGGAGUGAUAGGCGUAACCCUUGUUACCCAUUGGAUGAUUCCUUACUCUUCUUCAAGAUCCAAUGAUGAUGCUGCCCAACGAGCUCUUGAUUUUAUGUUUGGAUGGUUUUGGGAUCCAAUUGCCCUGGGUGAUUAUCCAUUCAGCAUGAGAGCUUUAGUGGGAGGAAGAUUGCCCAAAUUCACUAAGGAGCAAUCACUGUUGUUGAAGGGAUCAUAUGAUUUCUUGGGGCUGAAUUACUACACCACCAAUUAUGUGCUCCAUGCCACCAGUAAGAGUAAUGUAGUAAGCUACAGCACUGACUCUCAAACUAACCAGACAGCUGUGAGGAAUGGCAAAUUAAUCGGCCCCGAGGCAGCUUCCGAUUUUCUCCAUGUAUACCCAAAGGGACUUGAAGAUCUUCUACUCUAUAUUAAGAAAAGAUACAACAGUCCUGUCAUUUACAUCACAGAAAAUGGCAUAGAUGAGUUUAACAAUGCGUCAGUGCCUCUUAAGGAGUCUCUUAACGACCCGAUGAGAGUAGAUUUCUACAAAGGCCACACUUACUACCUACAUCGAGCCAUCCAGAAAGGAGUGAAUGUGAAAGGCUACUUCCCAUGGACAUUCUUGGAUGACUUUGAAUGGAACUCUGGUUUCACUGUUCGUUUCGGCUUCGUUUUCGUUGACUAUAAGACUUUGAAGAGGUACCCAAAGCGCUCUGCUUAUUGGUACAAGAACUUCCUCAAGGGCUAGAUCCACCAUUAAUGGAGCUCAGAGAAAUAAAAUGACUUAAUCGUUCAAACACGUUAGACACCUGGUGAACGUGCUUCUCCCCUUUGCGAGUUGUUGAGUGUUUUUCUCUUACUUCGGCUUGCUUAUCUAUUUGUUUCCUUUCUUGUAUUCCUGUUAUAAUAAAUGUAUGGUGAUUGAAGACAUUGAGGAUUUUAGUGAUAAUAAAAUGCCUUGGAGGUUUUAGUUGA
Messenger RNA from Amborella trichopoda, 1737 nucleotides. RefSeq names its product beta-glucosidase 12. Gene Ontology annotation, molecular function: beta-glucosidase activity. Gene Ontology annotation, biological process: carbohydrate metabolic process. Lineage: Eukaryota; Viridiplantae; Streptophyta; Magnoliopsida; Amborellales; Amborellaceae. The record is from RefSeq and is a predicted model, not a curated record.